UUGGUUUCGUCUUAUAUAUUACAGAAAAGUCAAUUUGAAGGUGCAAAAAAAUGACAUCACCAACAUAUAAUCUUUCAUGUAUAGGAUUCACGUUCUUACUAUGUUUCAGCAUUGGCUUUGGUCGCAAAAACCUACAAGAGAAACACGGUGACACUCAAAUUACACCCAAACAUGUCGAAGCAACCGCUCAGGUUACAAAUUUCGGAGCCAAAGACAUUUCAAGUAAUAUUGCUUUGGGAGAGGUUGGAAGUCAAGAGAUGCAUCACAUUCACAUAGGAACUGGUCCAGAUUCGAGUCUCCGAGAGAAACAAGACGAUAUAAACUCCAAGCCAACGAAAGUUGUAAGGGGUACCGUUUCCAUCACAUUCUCAUUUCCUAUCAUCAAAAUUCCUGCUCCAAAUACAGAUUCUAAAACGGUGGCCACCAUAAAUAAGCUCAAUGAAGAUAAGAUUCAAGGCAUUGUCAUUACUCCAACGAAGACUCAUGAGUUUGGUCUUUCCCCUGGAAAUGACGGUAUAGAGCUGGAAUACAGCCAGAAAGUACCAGCCCCAAGAACCGAAUAUUGA
Molecule: messenger RNA, 566 nt
Organism: Eutrema salsugineum
Lineage: Eukaryota; Viridiplantae; Streptophyta; Magnoliopsida; Brassicales; Brassicaceae
Exons: 1
Coding region: 51-566 (171 amino acids)
Source: RefSeq, a predicted model, not a curated record